Molecule: messenger RNA, 3099 nt
Organism: Tribolium castaneum (red flour beetle)
Lineage: Eukaryota; Metazoa; Arthropoda; Insecta; Coleoptera; Tenebrionidae
Product: cilia- and flagella-associated protein 251
Exons: 16
Coding region: 61-3051 (996 amino acids)
Cellular component (GO): motile cilium
Molecular function (GO): protein binding
Source: RefSeq, a predicted model, not a curated record
CAGAAUACAAUCUAGUUUGUUUCCAAAACUGUCAUUUUUCAAAAACACAAUUUUUCAACGAUGUUAAACUACUCCGAAAGCAACGACUUUCGGUCACAAGUCGUUGAAGACCAGUGGUAUCACAAGGAGAAUGUGGAUUUGCCCCUCUUGAACGACCUGGUCAACGACUCGAGCGAUCUAGGCCCUGAAAGCGUGCUCAAAGACUGCAAGUACAACCCCUUACUAAACCCUUUCGACAUGGAAUGGGUCUUCGGCUUCGACAUCAGCAUCCCAGUCCUUAGCUUGACUGCGGGCGACCGCCGCGAAAUAUUUUACUCAGCGACGAAUGUCGGAAUUGUGUACAAUUAUUGCACAAAAACGAUGGUCCAUCUCAGAGGACACCAAAGCAAAAUCGUGAGCGUUUCAGUGGACCGCAGUUGUCGCUGGCUGGCCACCGCUGACAACGGAAAAGACAACAUUAUCAUGGUGUGGGACACUCUAAAUCGCUCGGUCGUUUGGACGAUUUUCAACCAUCCGGCCGAAGGCCACGACUUGAUCCUCAUCGGGCUAAGUCCAAGCGCCCGAUUGUUAAUAACAAUCACCAACGAACACGAAAACACGAUUAAUUUUUGGCUGUGGACCUACGGCAGAGAUAAACCGGAUGAAACGUACACAGACGACCGCAGUUUAGGCGCAGCCAAAGCCAUCGAGUUCCAUCCAGACCUGGAAGAGCACUUCAUGAUUGUCUUUGAAAAGGGCGUAAUUUUCUUCCAGUGGGACUUCGAACAGGACAAGUUGGUCAAAAACGUGAGCCCCAAAAGCCCCCUUAGCACCAGAAUAGGGUAUUAUACCGAUGCAACCUACGUUAAUUGUUGCCACGAAUGUUUCGUGAGCACCUCCAAAGGCUGCAUCCUGGUUUUUGGGAACACGAUUUUUGCCAAAAACUACGCCGGACAGGAGGAUCUUGACAACGACAAAAUUUUCGUCAAGACUAUCAAGAUUGAGAAAAGCGCCUUGAACUGUCUGACUUCGGUCGAUGAAAUGAUAGUGACGGGAGAUUCAAACGGAACAAUCAUGUUUUUCGACAAACGGAUCAAACUCCUCUAUUGGUACUCCCGCAGUAUUGAAAAGUCGAUCCGAUCGAUGAGUUUCGUGCAAAACCCGCGCCGAAAAUACAUUUUUGACGAGUCCCAAAUCCGCGAUUUGGAAGAGAGAAGUUUCGAGGGAAUCCCCGAUUGCAUCCAAGACCGCUCGCACGAAUACGAAAUUUUGAUGAAACAGAAAGUGCCAAAAGACGCGACGCUCAACAACCGGCCCUUUAUCACUCGAGACUUUUUCAUCUCCACCGUGGACGGCCAAAUCCACAUGAUGAAUUACUCCAGGCAGGAGUUUAUUUCGUUGUUCCCCACUGGCGAGAGCAGCGUUGCAGCAAUUGACGUGCAUGACGAAAAGCCUUUUGUCAUAGUUGCGUACACCAAAGGUCACCUCAUUAUAUUCAAUUACGAAACGCACGAAGAAGUCGUUUCGUCAAACCUGCCAGAGACCGAACCCGAAACCACUAUAACGAGCAUCAAAUAUUCGCCGCAAAGUUUGCACUUGGCUUGUGGGCGCUCAAAUGGUGAACUGUGGUUGCUACAACCGGCCACUCUAGGCCAAAUUUACGUGGAACCUUUCAGAUUCAGUAACGACAAAGUUAUGAAAAUUGCAUUCUCGCAAAAUUCGCUACAAAUGGCUUAUUAUGACUCGAAUAAUACAAUUUUCGGCUUUUACUACGACUGUGAAAGCGAAGACUGGAUUUUUAAAGGAAAAGUCCGGUCUCACUACAAAGACGUUUGCAAUAUUUUGUUCCUGGACGAAGAACCGUUCGGCCUUUACACCAUAGGGAAGGACCGGCAUCUGAUCAGAUACACGAACAUUGCAGCCGAUGAAGAGGAGCUGGACAUUUCCACCCGCGACCGAAUCGAGCAAAAGGACACUCCGAUUUACUUCACUCCUUAUAUCCGGAAAAAGUUCAGCAAAUGUGGCUAUUUUUUGAUAGCCGAUGAUAAGCACAAAUAUAAGACAGUCAAUGCCAAAACAAUGAUGUGCACCGCUGUGUACUUGGGACCGGCCUAUGGCUGUUUCAAAGACAGUCCGGUUUGCAAAAUGGAAUUUCUCCCAAAGUCGAAUCGGAAGUAUUUGAUUUUCAUGACGAAGAAACAAAUUGGAAUUCAGUUAAUGUCGAUCGAUGGCAAUCCGUUUAAGUUUGUUGGAAGUCUGGGGCAUCCUGACGAAUUGCUAGACUUCCAAAUGUGUAAAGACGGGAAAUAUGUCUUCACGAUUGGCAAAAACGACAGAAGUGUGUUUAUGUGGAGGGUCAAAACGGCGAGUGUUGAAACGAUGCACAUUUUGGGGGGCGUGGAGCUACAGCCGUACUAUUGCCUCAUCGAGGGCGGAAGGGCCGGUUUCCUGUACCAGGAAAUGCGCGAUUUGUUCUACUACAUGCAAAUCCUGCAGCAGGGAGAGCAAAUUUGUGCGCCCCGGGUGGUCAGCAACUGCAUAAACCUGGGGGAAUUACCCGACUUGAUGCGGGCUUGUGGGUACUACCCCUCGGAAUAUGAGAUUGAAAAUCUCCUAACCGACAUGCGUUACAAAGAAUACGACGAGAACGGCAUGCUGAAGGACAAAGUCACGUUUUGCGAGUUUGUCAAACUUUUUAUUAAUCAUAAACCCGCUUACGGUUACACAAUCGAGAGUCUUGAGGAGUCUUUUGAGACGAUCACGACGUUUUCGGACGAAUAUGGGGCCUCAGACAUGUCGAGGGAGGACUUUAUUGAAGCUAUAACAACGACAGGGGAGCAAGUCAGCAACGAGCAGAUUUUUAGAUGCUUGAUUACUCUUUUACACGAGACUGAAACGCCUGAUCAGUUCGGUGAGAGGGACUUUAGCUUUAUGCCCGAUACCAUCGACUUUGACUACUUGACUGAAGAUAUUUUGGGCAUCGACAUGGACCAGAUUGAACGACUUGAAAAAGAUGACGAUAAUGACGAUGAUGACCGAGGAGGCUACUACGACUUCUUCUAUCGCUCAUGAAUUGUUAUUAAAAACAUUUAAAUAAAAAUUUACGUGCUUGUAUUUUCA